AUGAGCCAACAAAGAGUAGCUGCCUCUCCAAUUACCACUUCAAGCUACGACUCUCUUUCAGAGCGAAAGACCACAAAAAGAUCAAAAGACAAAUCAAAGAAGUACCUCAACCAGAAGAAUGACUUGAAGAGCUUCGAGUCGAUUCAACAAGGCGUUCUGUUGGCUUUGCUCAACACUUUCUGUGACUUCUCUUUAGAACUCCCAACAAAGCUUUCUACAGUCACUUUGAACAAUCCACGGCUUGUUUCCUUAGUUAUUGGUGACGAAGAGAUCAAUGUCAAAAGACUGAGUGAGCGGAUGUAUGCCGAUUCAUUCAUUUGUGAAAUGCAGCGUGGUGUCAAAGAAGAGACUUGUGUCAGGACAUACGAGAAGAAGAAGCGCAUCUUCAUCAACAACUUCCUCGUCGAUGUUGCUUUGGAACUCGGUUUUGUCUUCGACUCAAAGUACUCUCGAAAAUCAAGACAAACUCUUCAACUCGAACGAGUUCAACGUAUUUUCAAAGACGGUCAACUUGUUAUGGACAGAGACGACAUUAUCAAACGGGGAAAAGCCAUCAACAAAUAUCUUUUCUCUUUAGUAUCCAACAACAACUCCGUUACCAUCGCUCGAAACAAUGGUACACUCCAGAAAUUACUUCUUUCUGACGUCUGUUUGACUCCUUUUGGAAUCAACCUUACCAAGUAA
Entamoeba invadens IP1 is the source of this 684-nucleotide messenger RNA. RefSeq lists its product as hypothetical. NCBI's taxonomy places the organism in Eukaryota, Evosea, Mastigamoebida, Endamoebidae. The transcript has a single exon. The coding region runs from base 1 to 684 and encodes 227 amino acids. The record is from RefSeq and is a predicted model, not a curated record.